GCGUCAUGUUACUUCCCCAUAUCUCCGUUUUGCCGGUCAUCAUAACGAUUCAUCCAUGCGGAUCUCUUGUGGUCCUGUCUCACAAUUUCAUAGUCGUUCUGUGAAAGAGCUGUACCGCCUUGAUACAAGGGACUAUGUUUUAAGAGGCCUUGAACCAGUCGCCACUUCUACCGUUGUCACAACGAUGAGCUCUCCUACAUAUCCGAGAUAUGAAACCGAUGUUGACGUUCUCAUCAUCGGCGCUGGGCCAACAGGUCUCGGUGCUGCCAAGCGUCUUCAGCAGAUUGACGGGCCAUCGUGGAUGAUUGUUGACUGCAACAGCAAGCCAGGCGGGCUCGCUGCGACAGACACCACCCCGGAAGGCUUCCUCUUCGAUGUCGGCGGUCACGUCAUAUUCUCACAUUACCAGUAUUUCGACGAUUGUCUCUGCGAAGCUCUUCCCCGCGAUACAGACUGGUGUAACCAUCAGCGAGUGUCACACGAAGAUCAGGUGCGGUGUCUCCAAGGGAUGAUCGAUGCUUCUCUCGAUGCCGCGGCGACAACAAGUGUGCCUAAUAAUUUCGAUGAAUGGAUCUUGAAAACCCAAGGAGAAGGUGUCGCCAACCUGUUCAUGCGGCCGUAUAACUUCAAGGUCUGGGCUGUUCCAACUACUGAUAUGCAAUGCUCAUGGCUUGGUGAGCGUGUCCCGGCGCCCGACCUCAAGACAAUCGUUACAAACGUAAUUCUCCACAAGACCACCGAGGAUUGGGGUCCUAAUGCUACCUUUCGCUUCCCCUCCCUUGGCGGUACUGGGGGGAUCUGGAAGAACGUUCGCCUCGGUAAACAGGGCAAAGUGGUCAGCAUCGACGACAUACGCAAACGAGUCCUUCUCCAGGAUGGAACGACUGUGAAGUAUCGCCAACUUGUCUCUACGAUGCCCAUCGACACCCUCACGGACGUCAUAGGCGAUGCGGAGCUGAAUAGCCUAGCCGGACGACUUGUUCACUCGAGUACUUACGUCAUUGGCAUCGGCCUGCGCGGCCAUCGACCGGAGCGCAUCGGCGAUAAGUGCUGGCUGUACUUUCCCGAAGAUGAUUGCCCCUUCUAUCGUGCGACGAUCUUCUCCAACUACUCGCCCCACAACCAGCCACCCCCAGAGGUCACACUCCCCACCCUCCAGCUCGCCGAUGGCUCCAAGCCACCUUUUUCCGCUCGCCUGCCCGGCCCCUACUGGUCCGUCAUGGUCGAAGUCUCCGAGUCGCCCAACAAGCCGGUACACUACGACACGCUCCUACAGGACUCUAUUCAAGGGCUCAUCAAUACCGAGCUGCUGCGUUCCGACGACGAAAUCGUGUCGAUCUACUACCGUCGCUUCGAGCACGGCUACCCCACUCCCUCGCUCACGCGCGACGGCGUGCUGCAGGAGCUACUUCCCCGUCUCCAGGAGCGUGGCAUCUACUCGCGCGGCCGCUUCGGAUCGUGGAAAUACGAAGUCAGCAACCAAGACCACUCGUUCAUGCUCGGGGUCGAGGCGGUGGACCAUAUCGUCUAUGGCUCGGCGGAGCUCACGUUGAAUCGCCCCGACUAUGUUAACGGCAGUCGCAAUGUUAGAGAGUGGCAAUCAGUGUAG
Dichomitus squalens LYAD-421 SS1 is the source of this 1609-nucleotide messenger RNA. RefSeq names its product FAD/NAD(P)-binding domain-containing protein. The transcript is spliced from 9 exons. The record is from RefSeq and is a predicted model, not a curated record. NCBI's taxonomy places the organism in Eukaryota, Fungi, Basidiomycota, Agaricomycetes, Polyporales, Polyporaceae. Bases 56 to 1609 code for a protein of 517 amino acids.